AAAGCAGCUUGGGCACUAGCCAUGGACCGUAGGCUCAACAUGGUUUCUAUCAAUCCUGGUCUUAUCGUCGGACCGUCGGUUGCACAACAUAACCCUAGGCCCACCAUGUCCUACCUCAAAGGAGCUGCACAAAUGUAUGAGAAUGGAGUGUUGGCAUAUGUAGAUGUGAAAUUCUUAGCGGAUGUUCAUAUUAGAGCAUUCGAGGAUGUUUCAGCAUGUGGUCGAUAUUUCUGCUUCAACCAAAUCGUCAACACAGAAGAAGAAGCUCUCAAGCUUGUCCAGAGUUUGUCUCCUUUGAUACCUAUGCCACCGAGGUAUGAGAGUGUAAUGCAAGGAAGCGAAGUUUACGAAGAAAGAUUGAGGAACAAUAAAUUGAGCAAGCUGGUGGAAGCUGGCUCUGCUUGUUAAACAAAUAUUAAAAUUAUUAAAAUUGAAAAUGAGGAGCUUAUACAAGAAAGGGUUAUAGUUUGUUUAUUAAGCUUCUCUCAAUUCAUACUUCAUGGUAGCAUGUGUUCUCGUGAACUAUUUAUUUAUAAAAUAUCAUAUUGUCAUGUGAUAUAUAUAUUAGUAUACGAGUGAUGGGUAGAGGUUUUAUAUAUUUUCCGGGAGCACACAAUGUCAAUGCUUUCUACAAUUUAUUUAUUUAUUUUA
This is a messenger RNA of Raphanus sativus (radish), 651 nucleotides long. RefSeq names its product cinnamoyl-CoA reductase-like SNL6. NCBI's taxonomy places the organism in Eukaryota, Viridiplantae, Streptophyta, Magnoliopsida, Brassicales, Brassicaceae. The transcript has 3 exons. Gene Ontology annotation, molecular function: oxidoreductase activity, acting on the CH-OH group of donors, NAD or NADP as acceptor. The annotation marks the transcript as partial. The record is from RefSeq and is a predicted model, not a curated record.